Messenger RNA from Penicillium nucicola, 1188 nucleotides. Its product is annotated as O-methyltransferase family 2. Gene Ontology annotation, molecular function: O-methyltransferase activity. Bases 1 to 1188 code for a protein of 395 amino acids. Lineage: Eukaryota; Fungi; Ascomycota; Eurotiomycetes; Eurotiales; Aspergillaceae. The record is from RefSeq and is a predicted model, not a curated record. The transcript is spliced from 4 exons.
AUGAGCCAAGAACUCGAUAUCGCAGGCCAAAUCAAUGCUCUGACCGGGGCAGUCAAAUCCGAGAAACUCAAUGAAGCUACUCGGUUACAGGCCUUGGAUGCUGCUCGUGCCUUGAUAGAGACCCUCGAGUCACCGGUUGAAAGAAUUAUACACGAUGUUGUGAUGAGUCCCCCCAUUCUCGCGUCUAUCCGCAUGGGUGUUCAACUCGGCAUAUUCAGUCAAAUCAGCCAGAACCCAGGCCACGGAGCCACUGCCCAAGAAAUUGCAGAGCAAUCUGGCGCAAGUCCGAUCGUUGUUGAUCAGUUCCUCCGGCUUCUCGCAGCAACGGGAUACGUAGAUCAGCAAGAUACGCAAAUCUUCAAGCCUUCAGUCAAGACUAUGAUCAUGGCAGACCCUAAUAUGGAGGCAACCAUACGCGCAUGCUUUGAUAUUGGAAAUUGCUGCACCUCCAAGGCCCCAGAGUUCUUCCGUCGGAAUCAGAAUCAAUUCCCAUCAUCGGCGAAAGACACUCCCUUCCAGCUCGGGAUGAACACUGACCUUGGCUAUUUUGAAUGGCUUGGUCAGAAUCCAGCGCUCGCAAAGGACUUCCAGCAAUGGAUGUCUUUGAAACAGGCAGCUACUGCUAGCUGGGUGGAUUGGUUCGAUAUCGAAAAGAACAUUAUUGAUGAUUUCGAUGCCCAGUCUCCCGAUAACGUCCUACUCGUGGAUGUUGGUGGCGGCGAGGGAAGAUACCUGCGCGAGUUUCAAGACAAGUUUCAGAUUGCUCCGGGUCAACUCGUGUUGCAAGAUCUUCCAAAUGUUAUAGAAGCAAUCGAAAAUCCACCUGAUGUGAAGCUAAUUGCCCAUGACUUUUUCACGCCCCAGCCCGUCAAAGGCGCUCGGGCAUACUUCAUGCAUUGGAUCCUUCAUGACUGGUCAGACGAGCGAUGUCGGGCUAUCCUGACUAACAUUGUGGCAGCAAUGAAGCCAGGAUUUUCAAAGCUGAUCCUUCAUGAAUCGAUCCUGCCAGAUAAGGGCUGUGACUUAUCGACUGCAUGUAUAAGCGUUAUGAUGAUGGUACAAGUUGCAGCUUUCGAACGCUCUGAAGCGCAGUGGAGGGAUUUACUUGAAUCGGUCGGAUUGUCACAUAUCACUUUCCAUCAAUCCCCUGGGGUUGGGGAGGGUAUCAUUGAGGCUAUGAGGGUAUAA